AUGAAAAUUGCUAAUUUAUUGUUGUGCUUGGUUGUUAUACAUAGAAUAUAAUUUGAAUAAUUCAAAUAAGCUGUUGAUUUUGAUCCAGCAUUUAUAGGUUCUCCUAAUUGCAAUGCAGAUAAUUAAUAUCAAAAUACUAUGAGGCAUAUUGAAAAAAAAUAAUGAAAGAUUUUUACCUUAUAUUACAAUUUUGAAAGAAGGUGAGAUCGAAUUGCAAGAAGAUCACAGUGUAUUAUAACAGGCAAAAGAGAAGAUCAUUUAAACAAGAGAAUUUAUAGAAAGUCUGGAUGAAGGUUGUAUCUAAAUUGAUUCUUGGAAUUUCAAUCAAAUUAUUGAUUAAACUAUUGAUUAUAAUCCUUAGGUCCAAGAGGUGUGGAAGAAGGAAAUAGGAUGUUAAGAGGAAGAUACUGAUGUUGAGAAUCCUUUUGAUGGGGAUAAGGUUAAAUAUAAGAAAGAGAGAAAAGCACAUAAGAAUACCCAUGCAUUUGCCCAAAUAAAGAAUGGAAGUAAAUUAUCAAAGUUUAAGAGUGUAUGAGUGAUAAUUAAUGAUUAGAAAAUCAGUAAAUUAAUGUUAAUGGCAACUAAGAUGUAAGAUAAUUAAGAUAAAAAUGGCUUAAAAAGAAAACAGAGAAAAAUAGAAUUAUGUGAUGAAAUUAUAGAUGAGUUGAUAGAUAUGAUAUUAAUUUUAGAAAAAGUGAUGAAUGAUUAUGUAAAAAGUAUUAUGAUAUACAUAAGGGCAAUUAAAAUGAAAUCUAUGAAUUAUACAAUUAAAGUAACAAUAGAUUUAAGAAGUUGCAACUAAUUUGUGGUCAAACGGUGAUUAGUUAUUAGGAUGUAGGUUUGAUUGAG
Paramecium pentaurelia is the source of this 849-nucleotide messenger RNA. The record is from the annotation of a GenBank genome assembly. Lineage: Eukaryota; Ciliophora; Oligohymenophorea; Peniculida; Parameciidae.